AUGCGUGCGUGCGUUGCCACCGGGCGGUCCGCCCACCAGGGUUCGGAGAGUGGCGUGAGCGAGCCGUCGGUGCCGGACAUUGCGAUGGCAGCGUCCACGCUCAGCAGGAUGUCUCUGUCGGAGAUGGACUGGCCCGACGGCAAGGACAAGCAGGAGCCGUCGGGCUGCCCCGACCUCUACGACUUCUCGAGCAGUGUCGUGCACGUGUCGCUCGCGUCGGCGGAGAGCGGCGCCGCGACGCCCGCCAAGUACAGCGACCCGGCCAUGCCCGACCUGCACUCGUGCCACGGCGGCAACCGCGGCCGGAUCGGCGCCACGGGCGGCGGCAGUGGUGGCGGGGCGACGGCGGCGAGCCGCGCGGCGGCGUGCGUCGACCCGGCCGCCGGACACCCUGCGGCCGGCGCCGCGGCAGCAGCGGCGGCCGGCGGUCUGCUCUCCUGUCGGCCGCACGGCCGCCUGGCGCAGGAGGGGGCGGCCGCGGGCGCCGUGCCGCCGAUGCAGGAACCGCACUCGUCGCGGGCGUCUGCGCUUGGGCUGCCGCACUUGGAGUACGACUUGGUGCAGCACGUGGGAACGCAGGUGAACGGCGCCUCCGCCCGCCGACCCGCUGAGCCCGAGCUCAUCGAGGGCUGCCCUCUUCCCCAGCCGCAGGGCGACGCGGCGGAGGGGGGGGCGGCCGCGCCGCCCGAGCGGCCCGCGGACAACGCGUCUCAGAACUCCUCGCAGUGCCAGCAGCCGCGCGUGCUGCUGCAGGACCACUUUCGCAUCGUCAUCCACGAGGGGCGGCAGAGCAGCCCGACGGAGGGCCGCGAGACGCCCAUCCGCAAGUCUGCACUCUGAUUGUCGGGGGUGGGGGAGGGUGGGGUGGGGGGCUGCCCUCGCAACCGUUUCGCCGUCCGAGCUCAACACCGGGAGGAGUGGCCAAGCGCCGGCUGGCCCCGCAGGCGAUGCCCUACGUGUCUUGGCCCGGUGUUCGUCCAUUCGGGAGGAUACCCCUGUCUGCUAAGCCCGGGGUAUUGUGCUUCAAACAAGCUCCACAAAUUAAAAAAAAAACUAAUCCCAAUGUAAAAGUUGGCAGUGUUGCUGGAAAAUAUUUCACAACUUUUUUUUUUCUUUGGCAUUUCUGGGAUGACUAUCGCAGUCUACGUUUUUUUUUUCAAAGAGAGAAGCUGCUAAUGAAGCUGUAAUUCUGAAUGGAAAUGUUUCAACCCGACUAUCAUUUUGGGCAUGCUGAACAGACAGUAAAUAUCAUAUGUGUGGGUACUAUUUUAUUGACUUUUUGUGUUCAUACCUUUCACAAAAACAGAUUAUUAUUUUUAGUGCCGAUGUUUAGGGCAUCGAGCAUGCUUGUUGGGUCAAAGUAUACAAUGCAUCCGUACUUUUUAUCUUCAAACAGCAUUAUUAAGUUUUGCAUUAUUUUGUACCGUGUAUCACAAACUCAUUGACAGUCCAACUUUUAUGUUUUGUGUAUUAACCACAGGCAUAUAUUAUCCACUGUGUGGCUCUUCACAUAUUGGAAUUUACAAAUUGUAUCCGCUCACACUUUAUUGUUUUUACAAUUUCCAUGUGUUAAGCUUUUGAAUUGAGAGCUUUUCCAGCAUUUUCGACAUUGCACACAGUGCCCUGGCUGUCGCAGCACAGCUGGAUUGGUGUGAUGCGUGUAUUAUAUACUUUAGUUUGGCAGGUUUCCAGAUUAAAAGAAGAGGAAGGAUUGUGUAUUUUAUUUUUAUUUUCAUUGAAGCCGUGUUCUAUUUAACCACGUGCGUUCAUUAUAAUUAGACUGCUUUAGCGGUGUAUAUAAUUAUUUUUUUCUGCAUUGCAUAUUUUGGACCGACGCAGUUGAACCCGCUUAAUAUUACUAUUUUCAUUAACUUGCACUAAAGAAAGGGAAUUGAUACCUAAUAUUGCUCUACUAUAUUCUGUGUUCACUUCAGGGGUUGUCCUCUUCCCUCUGUCAAAGCAUUGUCACCGUAAUAUUGUGGUUACACCGGAGCAUGUGAUUGUGGUGUAACCAGCUGUUGAUGCAACGAAAUAGAACCAAAAGCAAAUUUGAUAUGGCCAGUGGAAAAUUGACCUGUUGAUUAUUGUCAACAACAUGCUGGAUGGAUAUUUUUUUCUUUUAAAGAUAUUCAUAUAUCAAGAAAAAUGGCACUCUUGUCUGUUCAUUGUCCUACAUUUUUCAAACGAGCAAUGGGAUGGAACUCAAAUUGCACAACUGAGUCAUUUGUGAAAAUUCCUUUAUCCUAUUGCAAGCUUCAAGUCUCCGUGGGGCGACCACUCGACUAUUUAGUGAUACUUGCAGUCUUUCUGUUGUGAGUUAAGUGCUAUAACCACCAGUGCCCCUUAGCCAGAGCACCUGGCAUCCGUCUAAUGUAAACAUGGAGACUUUACAAUGUAGUAUAUUACCAUGUUGUGUAGUCUCCAUCGGCACAUUGGUGCGAAAUGUUUGGAAAAUGUACGAGUGACAUGAUAUAUAUUCAUUACACUGCUUAUAAAUACACUUUUAAAGAUAUUAUUCAGUAUGAAAGUGGAUGUCUAUCAGAGGAUUCUCUUCUAGACUCCUGCCAUUGAUAUUUUCCCAUCACUGACUUGCCUCGGCAACAUUAACGUUGUAAGUUGUGCUUUGAUUUUGUUCAAAUCGAGGGAGAAGUUUGACUAGAUUUUAUCCACUGAACUUAAUCGCUCAUGGAUUACAGCAGCACAUGUGCGUGCAGAUGCAUUUUUACUUGAUAUGGCAUUUUAACUGCAAUGGGCACACCGGUUAGCCCAUUACCACCUGUCAUUUGUCAUUGUCCAUAGGUGUUUGUGGACUUGGGUACGUGAAAACAAAUGUGGUGAUUUUUUAAGAAAAAUAUAGUGUCACUAUGGUUAAGCAAAUGCUCUUUUACCUUUACAUUGCCAUGCACGUUCCUGGAAAGUGUGUACAAUCCCUGGGAAUGUGGUACAUUAAGACUAAUGAACUAGAACUAAAGUGUUUAGCUUGAAGUGUGUGUUCUCAUCAUAAGACCCAGCUAGUGUCAUGCCGUGCAUUAUGACAAAGCAUUAUGCAUUCUAACCCAAUCAAAAUGCUUUACGCCGUCGUUCCACCCGGUCUCCAGCUGUAGCCUCCCUGUGGUGCCUUUAACAAGUUAACAAGGGCAUGGUGCGAUCCUGGUUUGGCCCUUGGAACUCGUCAUAAUGCGUGUCAAUUCAAUGGCGGAAGUAGUUGCACUGGAGAUAUAUUUUUUUAAGCAGCUUUUACUGCACAGUAUCUGGGUAAACUGGACUGCAGGGACGUAAUGUAUAGGUCAUUUUAACUUGCCCGCUAAUCUCUAGCAAAAAGUUAAGCGUUUCCCCACACCUCGGUACGAAGAUUCACGCAGUGGGAGGCGAAGGAUGGCGGAGCGUGCAGUGAAAUGCAAUGACAUGACCCCACGAUUACAGGGGCACCAUGAGCCACCCCUUGAAGCUUUUGCAAACAUCUCCUGUUUGAUGGCAAUCCGCAGAAUUGCAUAACGGAGGUGUUGUACGUUAACAAUAGCAUUUUUGGACAUUUUCUACUUUGGAAAUGGAAAGGAACCCGUUUUACACGUCAGUGUCUACUGCCAUAAUUACGUCAGCUUAAAAAUAAUUCCUUUCCUUGAAGCACGUUUUAUAGUAAUCAUUUACAUUUUGUUAUUGGGUUCAGUUGAUCAUUUUUUUUUUACAAAAUGUAUACAAUACUUCAGCUUGUAAAAAAAAACACAACUUCAUUUACAGUUGCAGUCAAUAAAAGGGACCUUGAGUAAUUUUGUUCGGAUGGAGAAAUGUGGAAAAUUAACUUGGAGACUCAUCCGACGUUUACGUCACAUGCUGGUUGUAUAUUUGAGUCCAAAUCCAGGUUGAGGCAAUGGAGAAGGGAGAGGGGUGACCGCUUAAACCUAACAACAUCGCGAUCGUGUUGACCCACAGAGCAAUGCAACCUGUGGAGCCACGGAUUAAUAUUCCGCCACCAUGGUUGGCGAACUCACGCAUUGCAAUGACAACCGUGGAGUAUUUGCAUCUUUUCUAGAUUUAAAGCUUUCGUGACUGCAUCUUUUGACAGUUUCGCUUGAGUUUUCAUGGCCAAACCUGAACUAAGCAUGAAGGUUAGAUAGCCUCGUGGUUAUGAGAGGCAGACUGCUAGGGUGUGAUGGUCCUGAUGCAGAAUAUGCAGGAAGCGUUGACAUUUAAGACUUGUUACACUUUUCAUUUAAUCGCGUGAGAACCGUAAGUAACUAUUUAGCGAGGAGCAGUUGACAUUUUCCAGUUUAUGAUUUGGGAUAUGACACAAAGCGAAUUCCUCUGUUGUAAUUUAUGGCAUACUUUAUAACAGAGGGUCACUUUGGUAAUUCCCUACAGAAUAUUUAUAACUUCAUUUGAUAAUUUUAUUCCCAUGAAGUGCAAAUAUGAUGCACCCAUCUGCGUUGAUCUAGAGUGCCUGUGUUUAAUGUACAUAUUUUUGCAAAUAAUUUGAAUUGCAUAACCUACAUUUUAAAGGAUGACUUGUUAAAAUAAGUCCUAAUGAAAAUGCACCUCUUUAACAAUGAAGUUAAAUGUGAAAUAAGGCCAAAUUGGCAGCGCAUUCAUUGUAUGUUGGGCCUAUAGAUAGGACAGAUGGUCAUAAUUUUAAUCCCACCACACCAGGGAUAAUCAAGCCACUUAAAUGUGUGAACCAAGAUUUGUUAAUAGAUCUCUUACACAUUGUGACAUUCAGGCCUUCUUUUGUGCUCUCAAGCAUGCGUGCACAUCAUAGGCUUGCAUGUGUACACACGUUGAAAUGCAUUCAAUGUAUUUACGCAUGCUCACUCGUGUUGCAUGUUAGUUGGUGUCUUUGUGCUGGGGUUUGUUUGUCUGUGCAUGCCGUGCAAGUGCGUGCAAACGGUUGGAUUCUUUCAAAUCUGUUUAGUCAUUUGCGUCUAUAUGUGUUAGUUUGUCUUUGUUAUGCGCUUACGUUUUCUUGAUCAUGUGGGGUUUGCUGAUCAGUAUGUAAAUGGCCACACUUUUUGUUCCAUGUACUCCCAUUUCAUCGAGAAUUCAGGAAUUUGUAAACAAUAUAUAUUAAGGGACAUUUCCAAAUUGAGCUAAACUGCCACAAGUUAAUAUUUAUUAAGUCAAUGAUACCAUGUCUUAUCACAUGUUUUCAAUGCAGUAAGUUGAAGGCAUGGCUAUAAAAAAAAACUGGCAUGAAUAAAAGAUUUGGUCACCAAUUUCCAAAUUCACACAUGACGACAUUGUUUAAUAAUAUACAUUUAAACAUUUGUAUUCGCAAAGUUCAUUCUAAAUUUUAUAAUAUAAAUAUUAUUAGGUAGAACAUUUUACAAAAUUAAAUAAAAAAAUAAGCUAAUGGUACAAAUAAAAUACAAUUAGAUUAAUGUCAAGUUAUAUCUAUAUUCUUUUUAAACAGAGGAGAAAUAAAUAAUAGCUGGUAUUGAUGAGUGAUUUACCAUGGCAGUUACUUUUUCCCACCAAAGAAUAUGAUCGACAACAAAAGGGACUGGGUGAAAAUUAAUUUACAAUAACACAUUACGUUAUCACAAGGUGGUUGUGUCCUCUGAAAGGGGUACUGGGUGAACUGAGGAUCAUUUAUUCCAUGAUAAUGCUGAACCGUUGUAAAUGCAGUGUCGUAAAAGAGCAGGAUUGUUUCACAGUGGUUUUGAUAAUCGCCGAUUAGGCUCAUGUUCAGAAUUCCAGGCAUCGAGUCCGUUGUCACAAAUUGACAUGAGGUCUUGUUGCUGCCAGUAAUUCCUUUAGGGGCUUUUGUGGACAGGCGAGCAGCUAUUUUCAGUUAAAAAUUCUGAAACAUUACAUCAUUUUGCACAUGUUUGUCGUGACGUGCUGGCUUGAUAGACCAAAUUUAAAUCCACGUGGACUUAAAUAUAACUCAACCUGGAACUGCACAAAAAUGAAAAGAAUCUUUAUCCGUAUAACUGGUCAAUUAUGUAUGUCUAAAGUAGUGAAAUUAAUAUCAUGACAAUACAGUUUUUGAUUUGUAUAGCAGCCAAAUUCUGUCGAAUAUUAAAAGAAUGCGAGUAAAUCUUCAAAACAAUAUAUUGGGUUUAUAUCAGCAUGUCUUAUAUAAAUACAACGUUCGGAAUUAAUUGGUUCAUACAGUUCAUUCAAAUUUUUCGAUAAAUUCAUUUUCAAAUCCUUGACUUUUGACGGACGGAAAGCCGCUACAACUGAGAUAAAAUUGUGCCACUUACGAAUUGUUAAUUUCAAACGUGUGGAGCGCAGCAGCGAUCGAGACCUGCAGAUCCACCGGUUUUGCCGGGCCUGUUGAUGAAGUACGUGUUUACUUGAAAAACUAAAUGAUAAUAACCUGUGGUGGUCCCAUUUCAAUUAGACACAUUUUUUGAGAUCCUGAACGUAUUGUUUCCUUCAGUUAUGACCCAAACUUCCACAUUGUACUAUAUAGUUACUAAUUGUGUAUUCAAAAGUGUUAAAUGGCAGCUUGGACCAUUAAAAGCAUAUUAGUAAAACCUAUUUAAAUAUAUAUUAUGAACAAUACAUAUUGAGAUUAUUAUGCUUUCAUUUAAGCCAACAUUCUCAUUUGUUUAUCAAAUGGGUGAUUACUAAAGUCCGUUUAAGUAUUCUAUUUAUAAAUUUAAAGUAUUUGGUCACAUUUCUUCAAUCAAAUAAUUGAAGUUUAGGAUGUAAUUUUGUUAUAGGUCUUCAUGGGUGAACCAAUCUCUACAGAACGCCAUGCCACGUGUCGAUGCUGUCUGGUGACCUUGCAGUGUUUACCGGUGUAUGUGUGGGUUACUGUUGACUUUGCUUUUCGCAGUGCUUAUACUGAUGGCUGUUUGGGAAAACAAGAGAAGUGUCAUUCUGAGUGUGCUGGAAACACCCAAGAAUACCCAUCCUUAAAUAUGUUUGUUCGUCAUUAUUUAUGUUAUACCCAUAAGCAGUUACCAUGGGAAUGGAAUUGUGUACUAAAAGGGACUUGAUAAAAGCACACAUUUUUGUGGAGGAUUUAAAGAUGUCUAUAUCAGCCCGUCAUUUACCCAAGCCUCCUGAACCUUAUCUAAAGCAGUGCAUUUCAACAUAAUUUCGGGACUUUGCUUUACCCCUGCUCUUCUGAGUUGUGGUUUUCUCAUACUUGAUUAAGAGUAACAUCUUAAAGAGAAAACCAAUAGUCUUCGGGGCAUAUAUAUUGUUGUCUAAGCAUGUUGCAGUUGGCAAAGCCAGAAGUGGUUGAUGCAUGCAAGUUCUGGCGAUAUCUGGGGCUUGAAUCCCACAAUCCUACCAGCAAUGAAACCUGGUUCUCAGGUGUAACAGGUCUGGCCGGUAGCCGACCAAAAACCGCAUUCAAGUUACAUUUAAUUAUAUUACGUCCGACUACGUUUACAUAUUUAGCUAAUAUUUACUGAGUGAUGAGUUCUUGUCAGAACAGCGUAUAGUGAUUGAGAGCUGGACAUUAUACAUAUCAAAGUCCUGUCUUUUCUGGCUCAAGUAUAAUAAAGGUAUCCAAAAUAGUAGAGAACGUUGAUUCACUCUCGACAAAGAUCAUGCGUGUACAAGGACAACAUACAAUUUGUGAAAAAUUGUGGUAUUGACUAAAAAAACAUCCAUUAACAAAAAUGCGACUGCAAAUUGUCAGCAGUAAUUAGAAACCUCAUGCAGUAAGAAUCGUGGCCCAUAUGUGCUUAAACAUCCAAUUGACAGCUUUUUUUAAAAUAAUCCUCCCAGUUCAUGGGAAUAUGUGACCUUUCCAACGUUCUGUUUUCCUUUUCACGGAGAAGCUGAGAUGAUCUGGCUUGUAUAAACACAGGGCGAAUAUUGGCAGGCGAAAGUUCUCGGCCACUGUCAAGGACGUCAUGUUUUAUUUUGCAGGAUAAACACAACAUAAACGGGGCUUUGUCCACGAUGGUGACACGUGCGUUCGUAUUAACGCGGUCGUGAUGAGAGCCAUUAGAAGCUGCGCUGCCUGUUGCAAGUAAAAUGUUUUAAUACGUAAGGGUUGUGUCAAUAGGUGCAUAAAUGCACCGACAAAAAUACGAAUCACGAAUACAUUCAUGACUAUUACUAGAAACUGGUUACAUAUGCGUAGCAACCCCCUUAGGCUUGGUAAAUGUAAGCUCAGCUUUCAUGCAGGCCUCACUUCUCACGUGCUUACUAUUUGGUGGAUUGGUUCUGAUGUGAAAAAAGUGUUUCACAGCUGCAAAGUAUUGAUCAUCAUAUUUCACCUACAAACGUGAGAUACAGCUUAUGUAAAUAGAUUGUAAUGCGUCGUUCUGCCCUAUGUAGCCUCACAGCAGCAGGUACAGCGACAUUAUUACAACGUGGUGUUUUACAUUUGGCAUUCGCUUGUUCGCAUUCAUACAUCCUGGUUGAUCACUGCUAUUUUUCGUGCAGAACUAAAAAAGUGGAACUUUAUCAUUUUUUUCUGAUAACACAGUCCGUUUGAUUUGUAGACGUUUAAAUGUGACACUAAGCUAGUGGUUGGCCUGAACUUAUGCAGAGAGUUGAGUCUUGAGGAAUUUCCUGUCUACGUCCAGUCUGGGUCCUUAAUUCAUUGCAGUUCAUGGAUCACUUAAUGAAGGGAGUCACUCUGCUUGGUUCUUAGCAAUGCACCAAAGGCACUUUGAUGAUAGGUAAACUUCAUCAUGAACACUUUUUCCAGUAGAUGGCAUAGUCUGUUCAUAGUAAAAACACAACUCUAUCGUGUUCAGUGUAUCACAGUGCGUAAAUGCUUAAUUAUUACCCAGGAAAGCCUCAUUACGUCUCAAUGUAUGGACAUAGCUAAUUCUGCAGUACGCGCAUCCAAAUCGACCCUCUGCUCGUGUGCUGCAACAUUACAUUAAAAGUAGAGCACCCUUGCCUAAAAGCGAGAGUUCUUAUGAGACUACACAUGCAUAUUGUGCACUGGUAUUAAGUCAUCAAUCACAUUGACUAUUUGAUGUGUGUAACUAGGUGUACGGAGGGACUACAUAUUCAAUAACAAUUUAAAUAAUUGUUCAUGCAUUUUAUGGCGAAUGUCAGCUUUCGUCAUCUUCAACCAAUUAUAAUCUUCGUCGGCGAGAAUGAAUAGUGUGCAGGUUGAAAUGAUAUUUAAGGGAAUUUACAUCGUGGUGAAAUACAUUUAGGAACCAUGUGGUGGGGGGGUCAACCGAGUUUUCUGGUGCAACUGCAUUUCACUCUUUGCCUCUUGUUGGCACUGUAAUGUAUGCAGCCUCAAUUUACCAAAAGUGAAAGCGUCUCCUUUUUUUCUUUCUUGGCAGUGACACAACAUACCUUGAGGGUAUGCAACGUUCGUGGCGAGUUUUCCUUCCCAUGCUGUACAUUUAGACACAUUACACCACAGGGAUCAUUGUAACUUAUCAACAUUUACACAAGCGCACAAACCAUACAAUACGGGGAGGGGGGGGGGGGAAUGGUGUCAAAAUGAAUGUACCUCUGUCUGACAUAGCACGAGGAUGAGAGAUAAAGAGAGCAUACGCUUUGGAAAUGUCGAUAGUGUUGAAUGAUCCCGUAGCUAUGCGUUGCUAAAGUCCUGUCGUGAGUAAAUAGCUUUUGAAGUCGGUCGAAUGCUCGCUCUCCUGUGAUGCAUUUAUAUAGUAUUACCGUUACCACCGCAUUGUACCACUGCAGGAUUUUCCUCAGUGCCUUUAGAGCUUUCGUUUAGACUUUGGAUUAAAGUAACAGAUUCUAUGCAAAAGGUAAAUUCUAAAUGUGCGCCUUUGUUUCAUAGCAGAUGUGUGCCGUGUACUAUAUUUCGUUUUGUAUAUAAUGUAUAUCUGUAAUAUCCUAUGUGUAAUGCACCGUUACGUUGGCGUUUAUCCUUGUAUUGACAUCUUAAUUGACCCACAAUGCUUUGUGUAAUAUAUUUUGUAAUUUGUUUAAGCGUCAUUGUACAUUGCAUAUAUAUGUUUGUCUUGUAACCCUACACCUGCCCAUUUCUACCGAAUGUAUUUUGAAAUGGGCUUUUAAUGACUCUGUGUAUGCUUGUCUGAAUGAAAGGUGUACAUUGCUGGGUGAUUAAAUGACGUGGCUUUGC
Molecule: messenger RNA, 9997 nt
Organism: Petromyzon marinus (sea lamprey)
Lineage: Eukaryota; Metazoa; Chordata; Hyperoartia; Petromyzontiformes; Petromyzontidae
Source: RefSeq, a predicted model, not a curated record